This is a messenger RNA of Carya illinoinensis, 2325 nucleotides long. Its product is annotated as transmembrane 9 superfamily member 7. Lineage: Eukaryota; Viridiplantae; Streptophyta; Magnoliopsida; Fagales; Juglandaceae. The coding region runs from base 139 to 2058 and encodes 639 amino acids. Gene Ontology annotation, biological process: protein localization to membrane. Gene Ontology annotation, cellular component: membrane. The record is from RefSeq and is a predicted model, not a curated record. The transcript is spliced from 7 exons.
GUGGAGGCAGUAGAAACCAAACCUGUACGUUUCGUACGUAGAAUAUACAUCCCAAUCAUCCAUCUCUCUUACCACUAAUCACUCCAGAAAUACCUCAGACCCUUUCCCAUCUUUCUCCCUCUCGCAGAAGAAGAGGAUAUGGGUACUCUCCACUGCCAUACGACGACGAUUAUUCUUUUCUUGGUUCUCCUGCUCGUCCCCUCAGCCUACUCCUUCUACCUCCCUGGCGUCGCUCCUCGCGAUUUCAUAACUGGUGAUCCACUGCCUGUCAAAGUGAACAAAUUGUCAUCUACUAAGACACAACUUCCAUAUGACUACUACUACUUAAAGUAUUGCAAACCUUCAAAGAUUUUGAACAAUGCAGAAAAUUUGGGGGAAGUUCUCCGAGGUGACCGCAUCGAAAAUUCUGUCUAUACUUUCGAAAUGAGGAAGGAUCAGUCGUGCAAAGUUGCAUGUAAAAGUCAUCUUGAUGCUGAAUCUGCCAAGAAUUUUAAGGAAAAAAUUGAUGAUGAAUAUCGCGUUAACAUGAUUUUAGAUAACCUUCCUGUUGCUGUUCUUAGACAGAGGAGGGAUGGAAGUCAGUCAACGACAUAUGAACACGGUUUCCGUGUUGGGUUCAAAGGAAAUUAUAUUGGGAGCAAAGAGGAGAAAUAUUUCAUAAAUAAUCACUUAAGCUUUAGAGUCAUGUAUCACAAAGACCCGGAGACUGAUUCUGCUCGGAUAGUUGGUUUUGAGGUUAUUCCAUACAGCAUUAAUCAUGAAUACAAGGAUUGGGAUGAUAAGAAUCCUCAAUUAGCAACAUGCAACAAAGACACCAAAAAUUUAGUACAAGGUAACAAUGUGCCACAAGAAGUUGACACAGAUAAGGAUGUUGUUUUUACAUAUGACGUUACGUUCAAGGAAAGUGAGAUCAAAUGGGCAUCUCGUUGGGACACAUACCUCCUCAUGAAUGAUGAUCAGAUCCAUUGGUUCUCCAUCAUAAACUCUCUGAUGAUUGUCCUCUUUCUUUCUGGCAUGGUGGCAAUGAUCAUGAUGAGAACUUUAUACAGAGAUAUUGCCAACUAUAAUCAAUUGGAAACCCAAGAUGAGGCUCAAGAAGAAACAGGAUGGAAACUAGUCCAUGGAGAUGUUUUCAGGCCACCAAUCAAUUCUGGUUUACUUUGUGUCUAUGUUGGUACGGGUGUUCAGAUCUUUGCAAUGACACUUGUGACAAUGAUAUUUGCAUUGCUUGGUUUCUUAUCUCCUUCCAACAGAGGAGGGCUUAUGACUGCCAUGGUUCUGUUGUGGGUUUUCAUGGGCUUGUUUGCUGGUUACUCCUCAGCACGUCUGUACAAAAUGUUCAGGGGCACAGAGUGGAAGAGGAAUACCUUGAAAACUGCAUUUAUGUUUCCAGGUAUUCUUUUUGGAGUGUUCUUUGUUCUGAAUGCAUUAAUCUGGGGGGAACAAUCUUCUGGGGCCGUGCCCUUUGGGACAAUGUUUGCUCUUGUCUGCUUAUGGUUUGGCAUAUCAGUGCCCUUGGUCUUUGUGGGGAGUUAUUUGGGUUUCAAAAAACCAGCCAUGGAAGACCCUGUGAAGACUAACAAAAUUCCUAGGCAAAUACCGGAGCAGGCAUGGUACAUGAAACCGAUCUUCUCUAUUCUCAUUGGUGGCAUUCUUCCAUUUGGGGCUGUUUUCAUUGAGCUCUUCUUUAUCUUGACAUCAAUAUGGCUGAACCAGUUCUAUUACAUAUUCGGCUUUCUCUUUAUAGUGUUCACGAUCCUUCUAAUCACUUGUGCGGAGAUAACGGUUGUUCUCUGCUACUUCCAGUUGUGCAGUGAAGACUACUACUGGUGGUGGAGAUCUUACCUGACUGCUGGCUCCUCUGCACUCUAUCUUUUCCUCUACUCUGUCUUCUACUUCUUGACCAAGUUGGAGAUCACAAAGCUGGUUUCAGGCAUCCUUUAUUUUGGAUACAUGAUAAUUGUAUCAUACGCUUUCUUUGUCUUGACGGGUACUAUUGGCUUCUAUGCAUGCUUCUGGUUUGUUAGGAAGAUCUACUCAUCUGUUAAAAUCGACUGAUCAAAAGAUGCAGUAAUAUGGGGAAAGAUGAAUUUAUGACCAUCAGAGAGCAGAGAAGGGAUAAAGGAUAAAGAUUUAAGAGAAAUUUUCUUCCCACUCGCCAAAAACCGUUUCUAUGUUGUUGAUAGUAGCAUGAGGCUUGGCCUGUUAUUUUGUUUUACACCUUUGUUAAUUUCAUGAACUGUACCUCAGUAAUUACCUUGCAAGCAUCUUGAGCAGGGACCUUGAUGAAUGGAUACUUGUACGAUAUCCAUAUGCUUACAACAA